This is a messenger RNA of Penicillium brasilianum, 489 nucleotides long. The record is from the annotation of a GenBank genome assembly. NCBI's taxonomy places the organism in Eukaryota, Fungi, Ascomycota, Eurotiomycetes, Eurotiales, Aspergillaceae.
AUGGCAACCAAGACCCCCCAGCCACCUAAACUAUCAUUUCUCUAUACCGCAUAUGUCGAGUGUGAGCCAAAUCUCAUGAGCACCAUUGCUGGACCACACGGUAUACGCGAGUCUAUCCCCAUCGUUGGUGGGAACUUCAGUGGCCCUCAUCUAUCAGGCAAAAUCCUCAACGUCGGGGCAGACUGGGGUCUAGUCGAUCCUCGAACGAGUAUCUUCUCAGCAGACACUCGAUACAAUCUACGCACCGACGACGGGGCUGAUAUCUAUAUUCAAACCUCUGGUCCGCAAAGUCCGGAUGGUCAUUUGCACCUGCGGCUUGUGUUUGAAACGGGGAGUCCAAAGUAUUACUGGUUGAACAAUAUCGUUGCGAUCGGCAUAUUAACUGGUCUUCCAUCAACGGGGAACUUGAGCCUGCUGCGAAUUGAUGCUUGGAAUUUUGCUUCCGACUGGAAUGCGACACAGUUUGUAAAUAGCAUCACGGCUGCGUGA